This is a messenger RNA of Gloeophyllum trabeum ATCC 11539, 1311 nucleotides long. RefSeq lists its product as uncharacterized. Lineage: Eukaryota; Fungi; Basidiomycota; Agaricomycetes; Gloeophyllales; Gloeophyllaceae. The transcript has 2 exons. The record is from RefSeq and is a predicted model, not a curated record. Bases 49 to 1311 code for a protein of 420 amino acids.
CCUCAUCGCCCUCAUCUCAAAACGAUUACUACCUUGCCUUUGACUUUCAUGGACGCCAGCACUGCAGCGAGAUUUGAAGAGCUAUACAAAAGGGCACUUGAUGGGGAGAUAGACGAUCUCCGUCCCCUCACGCAUUUCCUGGAACGCGAGGAUACACCUAAUCUCGACACAGACCAAUCCCAUGCCAUACUUAACCUUCUCAAUGUUCGCUUUCGCAAGUACGAUCAUAAGGACUUCUGCGAUGGCGCGGGGGUUGACUUGGCAUGGGAUGCCUCGGCCUGGAUCACUAAAUUUAUACAAUCCAAUCCCGAAGGAGUCACCGACCAUGGCCGGGGACUUUCCGAACUAUGGGAUAGCGCCUGGUCAUUUAUCUAUGGAUCCAUACAGCCUUUGAUAGCAGGUGACCUUCUCCAGCCUCAGCAUGAGCGCGAAGAAGAAGACUUCAUGCUGGGAGCUAUGGCUGGCUUGCUCUUGCAGCUGAACGAUGACCCGUCCACUUGGCCUCGGAUGAUCCAGACGAGAGGAUUUAUCCCCACUGUCGUAUUCCUAUGGGUCGCCGAAAUCAGAGGGGCAGCGGAGCAGAACGACGCGUACAGCUUUCGUAUCACUCUGCUACUCCGAGGUCUGCUGACGGACAUGACAAAUGACGUCCUCCAAAAUUUUGUGCAGCAGUUCCAAGAAUACUCCCCCCUGAUUGCGAGGGCUGUCACCCCUUAUCUGCAUCUCGCCUGCGUGCACGACUACCUCAUUGAGGACUAUAUGCCCCUCAUUAUCGACAUGAUGAGUGACUUGUCGUUUAUGAAUCACGGAUUUUACAGGGCCUUCGUCGCCUCUGGAUCAGUCACUGCUGGCACCAAACUCCUAUUCAGAUUAGCAUUCUCGCUUCCUCGGCAACCCGAUGCUGCGCGAGACGAGUGUUAUGACAUGACUUUGAAGGCGAUCCUGUCCUUCCUCUACACUGUAAUAGCCUCGGACUCUGCCCUCGGUCCGGUCGCGCUUGCAGAGGCUUGCAACGCGGGUCUACUUCAAGCACUUCUCCAGUGCGACCCCGAAGUGCCAAAUUCGGGAUAUGCGGACUAUUAUCACCUCCUAGAGAAGGUCCUCCCCAGUUACGCAGUCGAUUCCGGCGUUCUGCAUCUCCUGAACGAGUGCAUCUCGUCCGUACAACGGUGGUCGGGAUGUCCUGAAGUGAUGGCCCGCCUUUCCCCUGGGAUGUCUAUUGCCUGGAAAAACUUCACGGACGCUAUCCGUGAUGCUCAGAUUGCCAGCGCUGCUGGUGGUUCCACCCCGGGCUCUGCGCCAGUUCCAUAA